UAGAGAAACAGCGUGUUGCGGAGCCAAACAGGCGAGAAAUUAAGUUUAUUUGAGAGAAGAAAGUAAAUCUGACCAAGAUGACGACUAUGGCUUCGCUCUUCUCGUUCACCCCUCCUGCCGUGAAAAGACUGCUUGGUUGGAAACAGGGCGACGAAGAAGAGAAAUGGGCGGAAAAAGCUAUCGAGUCUUUAGUAAAGAAGCUAAAGAAGAAGAAAGGCGCCCUUGAGGAGCUGGAAAAUGCACUGUCAAAGCCGGGUCAGCCGUCAAAAUGUGUGACAAUCACUCGUAGUUUAGACGGGCGCCUUCAGGUCUCGCACAGGAAAGGUUUGCCGCAUGUAAUUUACUGUCGAGUAUGGCGAUGGCCCGAUCUUCAAAGCCACCACGAAUUAAAACCGUUGGAUUGUUGCGAGUAUGCUUUUGGGCUGAAACAAAAAGAAGUCUGCAUUAAUCCGUAUCACUACAGACGCGUCGAAAGUCCCGGUAGGUUUAAACUUGGUAUUUGUGAGCUGAAGAGGCUUUUUGUGAUGAAUUAUAAAGAAAAUACUAUAAAAGAACGAACCACUUAAGUGCUUUAAGAUUUAGUGCACCAUUUUAUUCUUUAUUCCUUUCUUCUUUAAUUUUCAUUAGACUUUUUUGUGUAAUAGAAAAUGUCGGAGAUCACGAGAACCAUGCGACAUACAUGUAUGCUACCUGACUUUGCAACAUUAGAGAAAGACUAAAAGCCAAUGAAUAUUUCCUGUUCUCUCUUCGUAGUUUUACCGCCAGUACUCGUACCAAGACAAAGCGAGUAUCCAAGACCGGCACCGCCGUUGCCUUCUCCAUUUAGAAGUGUCGAUGAUCCACCUAUGCCUUACAAUGCUUCAUAUCCAUUUUCAAAUCGACCUACUCAGCUUGAACACAGUCCUGCAAGCAGCUUUGACAUGCCAGGUGGGUAUAGAAUAUCUUCAUAGUUUUUUUUCUAAAUAUAUCCCCAUGGUUCCCAUUUUUAAAUGCAAAAAAUCAUGGCUUAACAAAAAUCCCCAUAUUCCAUGCUGUAUUAGUAAUAGUGUAUUAUUUUUAAUUACUGAAAUUAAAUGGCACCGCUAAAUAUAUUAAUAAUAUUGUUGUUGUCAUGAAAAACUUGAAUGGUCACAUAACCAUUUUAUCCUGGGGAACAAAGUUUUUGCUGCUUUGGCUUGACCAAAAUCUUUGAGGUUGCAAUUGGGCAAAGGCAAAUUAUCUGUAACCUCCACUUAUUUGAAGUCUCAGGAGUGAGAUCGUCGAUACGAAACUAUAACCACAGUGAAAAGAGGCUUCUUAAUUAUCAUUACCUUACACAUCAAGCAGAAGGGAUACGGAUGACCCGUUUUGUAAAAAUCUGUUAGAAAUAAAACCAGAUUUUUGAAGGUCAAGAUAGCUUGAUAUAGCACUGAAAAUGCAGAUAUAUUGGUCUUGGUCAGGAGUUUUCAAAGUAACUGUCAUCCAAAUACAAGUCACUGCUUGACUUUCAGCAAUAUAGUCGUUGUUUGUGAAGGAAUAAAUAUAGAACUGGCAAAUCAUAAAGAGAAGAGUUUACUAUGAAUCUGAUGGAAAAUCGUAGUGAACAUGCAGUUUUCUAUCAUUGUUUGGGUCAUGUUUGGAUAAUAUUAUUAACUACCUGUUUUUGAGGGAAAACCACAAGUUUGUUAUUGCUCCACUUAAUUUUAGGAUCAUUGAUCGAUAUAACUAAUCAUUAUCCAGCUAUUAAAUUAGAGCAGCCAGUCCUUUUUCAUGCUCUGUCUCAGUCCCCUUGAAUAAUGUACACUGUUGUUCUACUAAAACAUGUUUUAAAAUUCAAGACUUUUUUGUUUUAAUGAGAGAGAAAGAAGUUUUGGACUAGAACAUAUAUGUUUUAUUUAAUAAUUGUUUGUAAUAAUGUACUGUUAAUCACAUGUACAAGUAUAUGUAAGCCAUGAUCACUAACAACCAUAGUCAUCAAAGUCCAACCAAAACAUUUAGGUGCAAGCUGACCCUAAGUUUUAAUCUUGGUUCAUUUGAGGUUUACAUAGCCUAAAUUUCAGCUGUAUCCUCAUUUCCUUGUGUCGCAAACUGCAAAGAGAGACAUCUGAAUCGAGAAGAAGCUAAUGCUAAAUUUAGGAGCUGUACAACCAAAAGAUCCGUCUAGCCAUGCAGUUGACAGUUUGAACAUUUAAUACAAGUUUUGAGGGAAACAAUACAAAUGACUCUCUAGGCUGUAGAGCUAAUCCUGGAGAAAUUUAUUUCUUUGUUAAUGAUUGAAAAUCAUGUCAAGGUAUACCAUUUUGCAUGAAUUGGGCAAAGCAGCGUGCAAAGAAAGUCAUGUCCGAUAGCCUGGGGCUAGUGGAUCUUGCUAUAAGGCUAGUGAUUUUUGUUCUCAACUUGCCCGACAGGCAAGUGCUGUUUCUUAGGAAAAUUCAAAUUAAUCUUGCUAAUCAAAAAUGGUUUUGGGGCUAGUUGAAAUGAUUUGUGGGCUAGUACAUGCUAGCUACACCUUGCCUGAAUGGGAGGCUGUAAAACUGACUUUCUUUGCACCCUGCAAAGGGUAGUCGAUGUCAGUGGACUGGAUUAGCAGCUUGUUGAUUGAGAUGUCUCGUGGGAGUUUUGGCUUUAGGAGAAGGCUUAAGUUCAGGCUAAGGGUUACAGAGAAAGAAAAAUUUAUCAAAAAAGAUAGCAAUUAUUGCAGAAUACUAUUACUUUCCUGCAAACAUUUUUUUAAUGAAUGGUCUAAUUCAGCUGUAAAAGCCAAAGGUUUAGCAUAAAAGAGAACAGAAGAUCUUCAUGAGAUUUAGCAUGCACAUAUUUUAAGUUCUAAGUUUAACAGCAGGAAGAUUGAAAGUUUGAUGUACUUUAACUUUUAAAAUUGUUCAAUAAAAGUUCAGUGCAGCAUUAGCCAGUUUUGAAGCAUAAUAAGCAGGAAAAAAAACUCUUGUAAACUCUUUUUUUUUUAAUGUCAAACCGGUAUCCAGUAGUAAAUAUAUCAAGGAUUAUAAUAUGAGUACUUUUUACUUUUUUAACGUUAACCAGUUUCCAAUAGUAAAUAUAUCUAGGAUUAUAAUAACAGUACUUGCUAGUGUUGUUGAGGGAAACUCUGUGAUGCAAUUAAUAAGGUAUCAUCCAGGGGGGAGCAAUAAUACACUUAGUUACUGGAAUGCUUGCAUGGCAAAGUGUGAUACAUAGCCAGUCAUGUAAGCCAUCUUGGCAUUGCAUUUACGUGACUCACUUGCUCAUAUGAAUGGUGCUCUGUAAUAAGGUCCUUUUUUUGUUCAGACACACCCACUGGCUAUAUGUCUGAAGAUGGUGGCUCACCCCGGCCAGUUGACCCAAAUUCUAUGGAUGUUGAUACUGUGAAUUCACCGCCAUCUGUGUCGCAUCAACAAGGUGAGUGUGAAUCAAUGUUUAGUUCAGUCUUGAACAAUUUUUUUAAUGAUUUAGAAAGGAGGCAACUGACCUUCUUAGAAGGAUUGAAGUAGAAUGUAAUCAUAAUAAUUCAAUUGGUCAUCUACCUUGACUCUAGGAAAAUAAUUAUUAUAUUCUACACUGUAAGCAGGGUUCUCGAUUGGAUUUGAAGUGAUUGUCUGCUCAACCUUGACUAGAAGGCUGUGACAAACAGAAGGGCCAUAAAUUAGGGAGGGGAAAGCAGCAAAUAGAAUGCAAAGUAAGGGGCUACAAAUUGCAAGUAGGCAGCGAUCAAUCACCAGGUGCCGGCUUCUAUUGAGAACCCAGCUGUGGAAGCCUUGUGAGCAUGGCCAUUGUGUGUUAGUUAUUUUAGGUGUCUUUUCUUGUUUAGGAUGUAAGAAUUUGAGGAACUGCUUUGCUGUUGUAGGCUGUGUAGUAUCCUCAAUAACUGUAUGUUGAGGUCACCAGAGCUGUUGUUAGUUGGACUCAUCUAGAUAAUGCUAUGUUUAUUUUUUUGCAGAUUUUUCUCAUGCAACUGCAAUCAACUACCAGGAACCCUCCUCAUGGUGUUCUAUAUCCUACUAUGAAUUGAAUAACAGAGUUGGUGAACAGUUCCAUGCCCACUGCACUAGUGUCGUUGUUGAUGGAUUUACUGACCCCAACACUGCAAACUCAGAAAGAUUCUGCUUGGGACUGUUAUCAAAUGUCAAUCGUAAUUCUACCAUUGAAAGCACAAGACGACACAUUGGGAAAGGUGUGCAUCUGUAUUAUGUUGGAGGGGAGGUUUAUGCUGAAUGCCUCAGCGACUCAGCCAUAUUUGUGCAGAGUAGGAAUUGUAACCACAGUCAUGGUUUUCAUCCAACAACAGUUUGCAAGAUUCCAUCAGGCUGCACUUUGAAAAUUUUCAACAACCAAGAAUUUGCUCAGCUGCUUUCUCAGUCAGUCAAUUAUGGAUAUGAGGCUGUUUAUGAGUUAACAAAGAUGUGUUCAAUCCGCUUGAGUUUUGUCAAAGGCUGGGGAGCCGAAUACCAUCGACAAGAUGUAACAAGUACUCCAUGCUGGAUUGAAAUUCACCUUCAUGGCCCUUUACAUUGGUUAGAUAAAGUCCUUAGUCAAAUGGGUCCACCAAGAAACCCAAUAUCUUCUGUUUCUUAAAUUGGACUAUAAAGGCUUUGAUGUUUCUUAAUAUUUUGUGUUCUGUUCGGUACUCUUAACUCGAACUGCUUGACUCAGGAGACUUUUCAGUUUUUUAGCUAAGCUCGAUAAAAGUUUUACAUAGAAGCUGCUUAGAAAUUCUGUGAUCAAGUUUUGCUUGAUUUGAAGCCUUUUUUAUCAAAACUGUGUUAAAGUUACUAACUGAAAAGGUUGCAAUCAGGUAUUUUUUUUAAAGAUGUGCAAAAGUUGUGAGCUACUUGAAAAAGUGACGAUCAAGUUGUGUUACAGUUUGUUGGUAAAAUUAUGCAUGGUUAGCUCGUAUGUUGCUAUUUUCGCAUUAUUAUUAUCCCACAUUUAGGCAAAGAUCAUUGUUUAAUAUUCUUCUGUUAAUGAACCUGUACAUUUGUUAACGUUUCAUUUUCCAUUUACAUGUAGCAUCUGUCUUGUAUAACCAGCUGUGCUUCAGUGUAAUGUAAAAUUCACUAACAAUAAUGGUGUUAUCAGGGUUGUCAUUAAGAGCGGGGGGCCAGCGAUUUUCCCCGGCUACUAAGAGAGUGGCCCCCGGCUACUUUUAUUGGAAAAUAGAACCAAAAGAAAUCCCUAGCCGUUUGAUUUCCCUCCGACUUGUUGUAUUUACCAAGCAACUUGAAAUCUUAGGGACAACCCUGUGUUAUUAUAUCUCAUAACUUUUAUUCAUUGUUUUAAACUAGGUAGUUAUCAUUUUGUUACAAAUCUCAGAACCCUUACCUCCUAAAAAUGCCAAAAGUCAAAAUCUUUAAUUUUUUAAAUUUUUGUAAAAUAUGAUUGAAAAUCUAAAAAAUUAAACCUCUUCUGUUCAUAACUGUGCACCUUCUCUAGAGGGACCCGCUGUCCAAACCCAUAUCAAGGUUUUCCACUCACAGUACUAUAAAAUUAAUGGAAACCAAAUGAGAACAACAGUUACUGCCUUUUUGGGUGAUAAUUUAACAAUUUCACCAUAAAUAAUAUUGACAUCUCUAGGAGGCAACCACUUGACGGUGUGUGGCAGGUUGCAUAUACCUUAAAUUCAGAGGUAACUGCUAAAGUCUAGUGUUUUAAAAAUAAUAUAAUAGAAACUAUAGGCUGAGGUCGAUUAUGAUAAUGACAACUUGAGGGUGGUACAAGACCUCUCUACCAUGUGGUAUUUGUGCUAUUCUUGCUAAGUUUUAAGGACGUACUUGGCCUAUUUCUUCUUCUUUUAAAGUACAAAAUCUUGUGCCAUUUUCUCCAGCUCUUCCAAAACAGCUGAGCUACUGUGCCUUCUGCUGUCCCUGACACCCAGGACUGUCGGCACUCUCUUAUUUUUAUUUUGAGUCGCAUUAGAUUGACAGGAGGGGAGAGCCGCGACGAACUGCCCCAAUCUCUCCUCCUUUUUUUCAUGAAAUUGCAUAGUAGUACUUUUUCAAUCGCUACUUACAAGAGUUUGGUCUGUAUCAUACACUGUAGUUAAACAUUACCGUGUGAAAGCACUCUCCAUGCUUACGACAUUUCAUUUAAAUGGUCACCGCACUAUUUUAUCCACAGAUAAAAACUUUGAGCUGUAGGUACUGGUUACAAUAAUUAAGACGGAAUCCAUCAGAAAUUGAGUAAUUUUAAUUUUCAGUGGACAAAAACCUUGUACCAAUAUAAUUUAACACAUAUUGCGUUCUUUUUUUACAUUUUUCAAUGCCUAAGUAUGUAAUUAGUCAUUUGUAAUAACACCAAAGAAAAUUUGUCAAGGGAGCCUGAGAAAAUAAAUGUCAAAUUUCACAAAACGACAUCUUACACAUGAAAUUUUCAGAAUUUUACCUGUGUUUUCACAAUUCUUGUGAAAUUUGACAUUUAUUUUCUCGGGCUCCCAUGAGAAAUUUUCUUUGGUGUUAUGAUAGAUGACUAAUUACAUCUUUAGCCCUUGAAAAAUGUAAAAAAUAAUUUAAUAUUCUUUGACUUAUCUGGUACAAGGGUUUUGUCCACUGACAAUUUAAAUCACUCAAUUUUGUGGUGGAUUCCGUCUUAAAAUUGUUAAACAAUCCACUCUUUAGACUAAUGAAAAGCUGUAAUUCUAUUUGUUUACUGUCAGUGAAAUGAAUCUUGAAACCAAUCUGAUUGUUUUGGUCAGCAACGAAGAUUGGGAUAAAAGGAUCACAGCCUCUGGGCAGCGAUCAUGAAAUCAUAAUAAAGUAAUUAUGAGGAAAACAAAGUCGUUUAGUUGUAGGUUAAAAUUAAUAUUUGAAUCAGUAACAUCUCUGCUAAAUGGACAUCCAGGGACGUCUCCAACUGAUGUUGUCCAGAAACUGACGUGUUCCUAUCAUCCUUCCUGCUUUGCAACCAUGCGACAUGGCAUACGGUAUUCAAAGCACUAACAAAAUGGCUUUUAAUUCAGAGUACUAAAGUGAUGACGUCAGGGAGGGUUGGGAAGGUAGCAUGUUGUUCGUCAUCCAAAGGCCAAGUGCGCAUGAGUUUUUCCGCUGAACGAUAAUAGCUUGGGCGCAUCAAAAUCGAAAAAAUCGCGAAAACCAAAGUGUGACGUCAUAAAAGGGAAAUUUCUGAAACUAUGGGAUUUGUCAGGCCAUUCUGAAAGAACAAUGUCCAAGAGGCCUACUUACCAAAAAUGAGCAUUUCGGGGCAAAUUGUCUCAGAGAUGUUAGCCGGUUAUACUCAGAAAACUCCAUACAAACCCUUGUAAUUUUUUUUGGGUCGACCCCCAAAAAAAUUGGAAGGAUUUGUAUGGAGUUUUCUAAGCAUAACUGGGCUACGAUCUCAGAGACAAUUUGCCCCCAAAUGCUCAUUUUUGGUUAGUAGGCCUCUUGGACAUUGUUCUUUCAGAAUAUUCUGACAAAUCCCAUAAUUUCAGAAAUUUCCCUUUUAUGACGUCACACUUUGGUUUUCGCGAUUUUUUCGAUUUUGAUGCGCCCAAGUUAUUAUCGUUCAGCGGAAAAACUCAUGCGCACUUGGCCUUUGGAUGACGUACAAUAUGCUACCUUCCCACCCCUCCCUCUUGUAGUUGAUUUGCCAUGACGGACGCCAUGACAAAGGGAUUUUCCGGCAAAGUGCCCCUUUUUUCCGAUUCUUCUUAGUGAAUUUAUCACCAGCAAAGCACAAAGAAAUCAUCUAGUGGGUAAUUCUUUCGAUCAGAGCGUUGAGUACACAAAACAGUGUACCUGAACAAAAUGGCGAACAUGGCGUCUUUGUUUUCAUUCACUCAUCCAGCUGUUAAAAGGCUUCUUGGUUGGAAACAAGGCGAUGAGGAAGAGAAAUGGGCAGAAAUUGCCAUUGGAUAUUUAUCCAAGAAACUGAAAAAGAAAAAGGGUGCCCUUGAGGAGCUGGAGAAGGCAUUAUCCAGCCCUGGUCAGCAGUCAAAAUGCGUCACCAUCCCUCGGAGUUUAGACGGGCGUAUUCAAAUUUUACAUAGGAAAGGUUUGCCGCAUGUAAUUUACUGUCGAGUAUGGCGAUGGCCUGAUCUUCAAAGCCACCACGAGUUAAAACCGUUGGAUUGUUGCGAGUAUGCUUUUGGGCUGAAACAAAAGGAAGUCUGCAUAAAUCCGUAUCACUACAGACGAGUCGAAAGUCCCGGUGAGUGUUCAGAUUGAUAGCUUUGAUCUGAAAACUCUAAUUCGUCUGAGAAAAUCUACGGACACCAAGCUAAGCGACUCAAAUGGAAUCCCCAUUUUUCGAAUUUCCAGUACCAUGAGAAAAGCAAAUUGGUUCGAAUUAUCGAGGAGAUGUGAAAAAUCAGGGGUAAAAUUACAAUGUUUGACUGGAGAAGAGAAGUUAGGUUGGGAUCGAAUUAUUGGGACUUUUGAAAAACAGAGGGCUCAAGAAAUCGAUGUCAAUAGGGCUAUUUAUACGAGGAAAAAUAAGACGCAUCUUUCAUUAGACAUGUCCUAAUUAAGACACAAACUAUCUCGUAUAAAUGGCACAUUGAGACGGAACUUAGCUAAGACGCAUAUCUUACCAAAGAACAGGUGUUAGGGGCUGUUCUUAGAUGAGAUGCAUCCUAGCUAAAUUUCAGACAAGAUGUGUCGUUUAUACAGGAUAGUUUGCCUCUUAUUUAGGAUGUGUCUUUUGUGAGAUGGGUGUCAUUUUUGCUCGUAUAAACAAUCAAUCAAUCAAUUAAUUUAUUAACGUCAAUAUGUGGGAUGGGGUUUGCCCUGAUCAUCUGAGCCAGAGGCUCGUUUAUAAAACAGCCCUAAUGUUGCUAUAACACAGACAGUUUUUGACGUCCAUUCUUGGAAAAUGGCACACGCAAGAGAAAAACAAAUUUCAUCAUCACAUCAUUGCCAUGGUCUCUUCUCUCGUCCACUAUUGCUCUCGACCAAUCAGCACACAAGGAAUCACUCUCAAGAUUGUACUAAAAAUUAAUUGGAGAAUUUUUAGAGCUAUUUUGAGUGUGGCUCUCUGUUACAGUGCGACUACUGUAACUGGGGCCACUUACAUGUAGACCAACUUGACCAAUCAGAUUGCAGGAAAAUUAUAAUACGUUCCGAGAAAGUUGGCUGUAGGGUAAUCAGCAGCUCAUUAAAAAACAAUGAGUUACUCCAAGCACAAAAUUUAAAUAUUAAUGGCAAAUGUUUUUCUAGAAAGCAAAAUGCUUCACCAGACAAUGUUUUUCUGUUCAGUACUUUACACAUAACACCCAGGAUACACUUCUUUGUUUUAUCUAUUUCUUUGCUACCAUUGCCUCCCUUUGCAAUAACAUAAAAAAUAUAACUAAUGUCUACAACUUUUGCCUCAGUCAUUCACUCUAACAGACCUCUCAGGAAAGGAAUGCCUUUUUCAGCGGGUUCAAAAGGUCACAUCUGCAGGUUGUAAUUUGGUGAUUUGGAUCCAUAUUGUUUAUUUUUAUCAUGAUUGAGAACUAACUUUCCCAGAAUGUAUUGUUGUUUUUCUGUAAUCUGAUUUGUCAACUUUGUCUAGAUGGUCCUGUGGUUAUAGUAGUCACACUGCAAUUACAUGCCACAGUUAAAGACUUUGUACCGUUAACUCCCUCCAAGACAGACUGUCAUCUUCGUGACCAGCACUAAUAAAUGUGUCCGUCUUAGAGAAAUGUCAGUCUUAUAGAGUUCAGUCAACUUAAUGGAAUAUCGAAAGGCAGGGACCAACUCUGGGUGUCUGUCUUAGUGAGGUGUCCAUGUCCUUCUAGUAGAGGUGUCUAUUAAAAGAAAGUUGACUGUAUCAUGUAUUGUAACCAUCUUAUAGAGAGUCAACUUAAAGGAAUGUAGAAAGGCAGGGACCAAUUUUGGGUGUCUGUCUUAGCAGAGGUGUGCGUUAAAAGAGAGUUGACCGUAUUGAGGACCAUGUAGGUUACUGGAGGGGAAAGGAACAAAAUAGGGAGGAGAGAGACCUCCCCCCUCUUACUGGGAUAAUGCCACUCAGUCCUGAAUUUUUCGUGUAUAUUGAAGUGAACAGAGAACAGCAUUCUACAAGUAUUCUGCUGGAUGGAAUGGAAAAACCUUCCCAAUUUAACAUUUUUUGGCAUAUUCUUGUCUUUUUAAGUUUUACCACCAGUCCUGGUUCCAAGACCAAACAGUGCAUACCCCAAGCUUCCUCCUCCAUUACCAUUCAGAAGUGCUGAAGAACCACCAAUGCCAUACAAUGCUUGUUUUCCAUUUAAAACAUCUCAUCAACCUCAACCAAAUCAGAGCCCAGCCAUGUAUGUUCCAGGUAAAGUAUAUUCCUUGCAACUUUACCUAGAUUUCAUCAUAAGUAGCCUGAGAAAAUAGCCGACAUAAUUUUCGGGAUGCCACCACUGUUUUCCUUGCGAGAUUACAUCUGAGAAACGAGUGGAGAAAUUCCAUUGGAUGAAGCAAAUUUCCAACCAAUCAGAAGCACUAUCAAGAUCUGGGUAGUGACGUGUCAUAGAGUAUGGAAGUUUGCACUCGUUUCUCAGAUGUCAUUUCGUGGGAAACCACUGGCUGCGUCACAAAAUGUUGGCUUUUUACUCAGGCUACAUCAUAAGCUUUUUAUGUUUUUAACUCCAACCAUAGAUAGGCAGGUCUAUUCAAUAAUUUUUGUGAGCAUACACUUUAGGGAGUGGUUUUGCACUCCUUUUAGCAUUGGGGUAUCUGUAACUUGAAAAUGAUUAGGCACUGACAAAAUGAAUAAUGUAAGUACUACUAUACCAUUUUAAAUUUCUGCUGAAGAGGUUUUUAUUUGACUGGUCAUACCAUAGGAUUUUGUCCACAGACUCAGAACUACAGAGUAAAUACGUAGUUUCAUGUGGAAAUGCCGCUGAAGAGGUUUCAUUUGAAUGGUCACACCAUAGGAUUUGGAGCCAAACUUAAAAGUUACAGCUACGCAUACUAAGUUCAUAAUACCAUGUGGAAGUACUGCUGAAGAGGUUUUGUUUGAGUGGUCACACCAUAGGAUUUGAAGCACAAUUCAUUGUACCAUGUGAAGGUACUACUGAAGAGGUUCCAUUUGAAUGGUCACACCAUAGGAUUAGAAGCACAGACUUAAAAGUUACAGUUACAUACUAAGUUCAUAGUACCAUGUGAAAGUACUGCUGAAGAGGUUCCAUUUGAAUGGUCACACCAUAGGAUUUGAAGCACAGACUUAAAAGUUUCAGCUACAUACUAAGUGCAUAAUACCAUGUGAAAGUACUGCUGAAGAGGUUCCAUUUGAAUGGUCACACCAUAGGAUUUGAAGCACAGACUUAAAAGUUUCAGCUACAUACUAAGUGCAUAAUACCAUGUGAAAGUACUGCUGAAGAGGUUCCAUUUGAAUGGUCACACCAUAGGAUUUGAAGCACAGACUUAAAAGUUUCAGCUACAUACUAAGCGCAUAAUACCAUGUGAAAGUACUGCUGAAGAGGUUCCAUUUGAAUGGUCACACCAUAGGAUUUGGAGCACAGACUCAAAUUUUACAACUCCAUUACAUGGCUCCUUCAUUCAUUCUGGGAGUGAUUCUUUUACCUGUUAAGACUUAACAGGUAGAAGGAAGAUGCAGUUAAAACAUACAAGACUUUAAAAAACCCAAAGAAAUGGUCACAGAUUGAAGUAAUUAGCCUGCAAGCAGAGUCACUUGUGUGAGUUCAGGGAUAAUUGUUUUGCAUGUGAGAAGAAUGGGCUUAGUAAACUCACUUUUCCUCCAAAAUAGUGCAGCAAGUUUGUUAACUUCGUUUUUUUUUUGUUUUUUUUUGUAGAAUCACCCAAAAGUUACAUCUCUGAAGAUGGUGGUUCUCCUUGUCCUGUGGACCCAAACACCAUGGAUGUGGAUUCAAUGAGUGCUCCACCAACAAUGGUCAACAACCAGCCAGGAUGUAGGUUAUUUUAUUAAUUGGAAAUUAAUGUUCGUGUUACUGUGACACAGACAAAACCAUGAAUACCAGAAAAAGGCCAAUCAGACAUGAGCAAUCUAAACCGCAAGUAGCAAUGGUAACUAAUUAGUUUGUGGUGGUUUUGAGGUUUGCUCUUGUGUCCUGAACUUUAUUGAGCUAUUUUGAAAAAAAAAAUAGCUCUUGUGUCACUGUUCUGAGCAUAUGUAUAUUUGUGGCUUUUUGUGUUUGUAUAUAUGUAAAUGUGCCCAUGUUUUUUAUUGGUCACUACACCAGUCAAUGUUUGUGGCAUAUACAUUGUGUUAUGUCACUUAAGCUCAUACUUCAUGAUUUUUCUUUCCUCUUAGAUUUAUCCCAUGUUACACCAGUGAACUACCAGGAACCCUCCUCGUGGUGUUCUAUAUCCUAUUAUGAAUUGAAUAACAGAGUUGGUGAGCAGUUCCAUGCCAACUGUACUAGCAUCGUUGUUGAUGGAUUUACCGACCCCAACACUGCAAACUCAGAAAGAUUCUGCUUGGGUCUACUGACUAACAUCAACCGAAAUUCAACCAUUGAAAGCACAAGACGACACAUUGGGAAAGGUGUGCAUCUGUAUUAUGUUGGAGGGGAGGUUUAUGCUGAAUGCCUUAGCGACUCGGCCAUAUUUGUGCAGAGUAGGAAUUGUAACCAUAGUCAUGGUUUUCACCCAACAACAGUUUGCAAGAUUCCAUCUGGAUGUACACUGAAAAUUUUCAACAACCAAGAAUUUGCUCAGCUGCUUUCUCAGUCAGUCAACUAUGAUUUUAAGACUGUGUUUGAGCUGGUCAAGAUGUGCUCCAUUCGUUUAAGCUUCGUCAAAGGCUGGGGUGCAGAGUAUCACCGUCAGGACGUCACUAGUACCCCGUGUUGGAUUGAAAUCCAUCUGCGUGGUCCUCUGCAGUGGCUUGAUAAGGUGCUAUAUCAGAUGAGCACACCAGAAAAUAAACCAACUUCUCAUUCUUAA
Messenger RNA from Porites evermanni, 12803 nucleotides. The record is from the annotation of a GenBank genome assembly. Lineage: Eukaryota; Metazoa; Cnidaria; Anthozoa; Scleractinia; Poritidae.